Messenger RNA from Porites evermanni, 1781 nucleotides. Lineage: Eukaryota; Metazoa; Cnidaria; Anthozoa; Scleractinia; Poritidae. The record is from the annotation of a GenBank genome assembly.
AUGUGUGAUGAGGAAAAGGUGCAAAUGAAAAGGAUUGACAGCAAUGUCUUAGGAAGCUGGCACACCGGAGGCCAUUUUAGCAAAAAUGGCUCCUUCAUCAUAAAGAACUACCUAACUGGGGGUUUACUAUGGUUCAGCCACAAGUGCAUGCGUGGAAACUCAGAGGAUGAUGAUUUGUUUUUGGGGACUGCCAAAUCAAUGGAAGGUAUUCUCGCAGAUGAGUGCUACCAUCAGGCUAAAAGUGAAGGUUGUAAUGUUGUGGUGGUAUGGCAGGAUGGUGAUUCCAGUUCCCAGAAGUCUGUUGAGAAAGUUUUUGGAGCUGAGCCCAGGAGGGUAUUCAAGUGCGGGGGUCAUGUUGGAAGGGCUCAUGGGAACAAUUUGAAAGACUUAGCUAAGUAAAAGGUCUUUUCAGCUGGACAAAUUAAAAAAUGGAAAGAUACAUUCCCCGCUGUUGAAUCAGUCAAGUGUGCAUGUAAGCGCCACAGCAAAACCUGUGGCUGUUUGUCUGACACAUUUAUCCAGGGUGCACGGUUGAACCACUUCUGCCGUUUGCAGCAGUGCAAGAGUCCAGAUGACUAUGCAAGGCGUAUGAGGAGUUUAGGGGUUCAUCACUGCAAAGAUGAACAUGAAUGGGCUGAUGGGAAAUGUAAUUUCCACCCCAGUACUGUUUGCUCUUGUGGUAAAUGCAACCAAGAUGAGGAAAUAUCCUAUGAGGGAAAAGCGUACUCCACCAAGUCAGUGCUAAGAUGCGAGUUUCAUCAGCUAGCCUACCAAACAGAAUGUGAACUGCGAGCAAAUGAUGCUGAAGCUGUUAUUCACCCUGAAUUGGGAAGGGGACAGUGCAAUUUGUGUGAGGCACAUUUCACUGUCCUGCCACAUUUCAGAGCAAAGGACCAAAGCUUAUGCAGGUACGUACAUGUGAACAAUAGCUUAGCCCAAUUUAUAGAGGACUUUUCUGAAAACAGCCUGUUGGUGAUGGUAACUUUCUGUAUAGACUAUUACUGAUUGUGAUUGGUUUUACUGGUAGUCUUGUUUCAUGUUCUUCAGCAUUUUUGCCAGUCUUACUCUUGAUAAUUCACAUUUUCUUCAGAACAUACUUUCUUCGAACAUCAUUACUAUUACAAAAUUAUGUGUUACUAUUAUUAUUAUUGUUAUUAUUAUUAUUAUUAUUAUUAUUAUUAUUAUCAUCGUCAUCACUAUAAGAAUUAUCAUUGUUGUAAGGCACAUUAUUUUCUUGUUUCCAUGCAACAAAACAGAAAAAUGAAAUCUGAGAAUGUCAGGAAAAAUGGCUUUGCACUUUGUACGUUUGAUCACUACUUAUCUUGAUUAGGUACUAUUGGAGAGUUAUUAGGAAAAUGAGGAAAUCAGAAGCACAGGAAAAUUGACAACUGAUUCCCUGAUCAUGAUUUCUCCAUAGGUUGCAUUACAUCACAUCAACAAACUGUGGACUUGCCCAGGGAAACAUGACAUGGUGUUUUAACCAUCGUGGACCUGACUACCACUGGAUUGUUGAUUUAUACGAGUGCAUGAAUCUGCCUGUCCUACCUGAAGUUGUCCAUGCUUCCCAAAAAGCCACUAAGGAGCGAAAGACGGAAUUGGAGAUGAAGAAGAGUGAUGAAGCGAAAGAAAAGAGGGUCUCACAAAAAAUUGCCCGUUCAGAAGACCAAGAAGAACGAAAAAAAUGGGUCAAGCAGCAAGCCAUUCUUCACACAUAUGUGCGGAGGAUGAGGAUGAUGGCAGUGAAGAGGACAGAACCUUGGUCCAAGAAGCUGAGCACUUAA